Messenger RNA from Phlebotomus papatasi, 1126 nucleotides. RefSeq lists its product as uncharacterized. Bases 22 to 1065 code for a protein of 347 amino acids. The transcript is spliced from 2 exons. NCBI's taxonomy places the organism in Eukaryota, Metazoa, Arthropoda, Insecta, Diptera, Psychodidae. The record is from RefSeq and is a predicted model, not a curated record.
AGUAUUAUUGAUUCGGAAAAUAUGAUUUCUGCAGAAGAAUUGGAAUUUGAAAAGGAACUCAUCCAGAACAUCAAGGAACAUCCCUGUUUGUAUGACAAGGACAAUGCAAGCUUUCAGGAUGUUAAAUAUAAGAAUGAAAAGUGGAAAAUUGUGGGAGAAAAUUGCAAAAAAGACAAGACUGAAUGCAAAACGAAAUUCCUGCACCUCAUGAGACUAUUUAAGCCGCUUUUUGAAGAUGUUCUCAAUGAAAAAAUAACUCCAGAAAUGGCACAAAGCAUUUUUCCGCACUACAACUCGAUGAGCUAUGCCAAGGCCUUUAUGUAUUCCCAGGAUUCGCAGGAUGAAUCGGAAACCAGCAAUAGCACAACUCCGUCCCUUCCGGAAGCUCCUGUAUCGAGACCUCCUGUCUUCUACUCAAUUUCUCUAUUCGAUAAGAACUCUCCUGAAUUGUCAGCUGCUCCUGAUCCCCCAAUUUUCCCAUCACGCAAUCAUUCUCGAACAGUUUUUAGCUUUGCAACAAAUGCUACUCCAGCUCCAGCUACUCCCAGUCCAGCUCCAGUUACGCCCAGUCCGGUUCCAGUUACUCCCAGUCCCAUUCCAGUUACGCCCAGUUCAGCUCCAGUUACUUUCAGUCCGGUUCCAGUUACUCCCAGUCCGGUUUCAAUUACGCCGAGUCCGGUUCCAGUUACUCCCAGUCCAGCUCCAGCUACUCCCAGUCCGGUUCCAGUUACGCCCAGUUCAGAUCCAGUUACUUUCAGUCCAGCUCCAGUUACUCUCAGUCCAACUCCAACUAUUCCCAGUCCCCAAACUAAUUCAAACGUCUCUUCACAACCUUUCUUUAAAUCGGUAGAAGCACGUCCAGCUCCUUCGGUUCCUUGUCAUCCACCUCCUUCACAGAAGCCUCCAGUCCCUCCAGCCAAUGACCCGGACAAAUCCCAUAUCGAUUUCUUCUUCAAAGGCGUUUGUGAGCAAGUCAAAAGGGCAGAUUUGUCCAGCACAGAAUUUCUUGAAUUUCAAAAGACUGUCCUCAAUAUCUUGGCAUCGAGGAUGCCAAUCUCACAGUAAACAAUUGAAACUUUCUUGUCCCAAGAGAAAUGGAUUAUUAAUAAAAUAAUAAAAUAUUAAA